AAGUGACAAAUGUGAAAUAGUCAAUUGCCUAUUUUUUCUUACUCCUCUCUUCCAAGAAACUUCCCUUUCACAGAAUUCAACUGUCUGGUGAUCAUCUAGAAUCAUUCUUCUCUGACAGACCAGUUUCUGAUACAUAUAGAUAAUACACAACAUUAGAUCUCUAUCUUCCAAUUCAACAUGGGAUUCAUUUCUGCUUUCUCCCUUUUCUUUCUUUCUAUAUUUCUUGCUUUCUGCUGCUUGUUGAUUCAUGCCCAGCAGCCUUAUGUGGCAAAAGCUACUACAAAUUGUACAAACACAGCCGAUUCUGCUCUUGGAUACUCCUGCAAUGGCCUAAACACUAGCUGCCAAACUUACCUCACCUUCAGAUCCCAACCUCCUUAUACCAAUGUUACUUCCAUCUCUACCCUUUUAAACUCUGACCCAUCUCAGCUUUCUGCAAUAAACUCAGUUUCUGAGACUGCAACAUUUGAUACAAACAAGUUGGUCAUAGUUCCUGUCAACUGCUCAUGCUCCGGUGACUAUUAUCAGGCUAAUACAUCUUAUGUUGUUCAGGCGAAAGAUGCACCUUUCUUCAUUGCUAAUAACACUUUUCAAGGUCUUUCUACCUGUCAAGCUAUCAAUGACCAAAACAGAAGGCAAACCGUUGAUAUAUUUCCUAACGAAAUACUCCACAUUCCUUUGAGAUGUGCUUGCCCUACGAAGAACCAAACUGAUGCAGGCAUCAAGUAUCUGUUAAGUUAUUUGGUCACUUGGGGAGAUACAGUUUCAGCCGUUAGUGUAAAGUUUGGUGGAAAUACUGGCAGGAGCCUUGAAGCGAAUGGGCUAAGUGAGCAAACCCCUACCAUUUAUCCCUUCACUACACUCCUGAUACCUCUAGAGAACCCACCAACAAGUAAUCAAACAAUAUCACCACCUCCACCUCCAGCUUCAUCGCCACCUCCACCGCCAUCUACUGAUACACCCAACAACGGCAGCUCAAGUAAGAAAUGGGUUUAUGUUCUUGUUGGUGUUCUUGCAGGAAUUGUCUUUACAUUGGGCCUUGUUACCAUUAUUUUCUAUGCACUCUUUCGUAGAAGUAAGAGGAAACCCGAGCCAAUUAUUGUCUCUGAGAGCUUUGAGGCACAAGAGAAAUCACUCAACAAGAAGUUGGAUGAAGAAUCUCAGGACUUCCUGGAUAGCAUAUCUAGUAUAGCUCAAUCCAUUAAAGUGUACAAGUUCAAGGAGCUAGAAGCUGCAACCGAUAAUUUCAGCCCCAGUUGUUGGAUUAAAGGAUCUGUUUAUCGCGGUUAUAUUAGUGGUGAUUAUGCUGCCAUUAAGAAAGUGAAUGGAGAUGUGUCGAAGGAAAUAGAAUUAUUAAAUAAGGUCAAUCAUUUCAAUCUCAUUCGUUUGUCUGGUGUUUGUUUUAGCGGCGGGCAUUGGUAUCUGGUCUAUGAGUAUGCUGCCAAUGGAGCCUUGAGUGAUUGGAUUUAUUACAGCAACAAUGAAGGAAAUUUCUUAAGUUGGACUCAGAGAGUACAGAUUGCAUUGGAUGUAGCCACAGGGCUUAACUAUCUACAUAGUUUUACUAGUCCUCCUCAUAUUCACAAGGAUAUAAAAAGCAGUAAUGUUCUUAUUGAUAGUGAUUUCAGGGCUAAGAUUGCAAAUCUUGCCAUGGCAAGAUCAACAGAAGGACAAGAUGGUGAAUUUGCUUUGACAAGGCACAUUGUUGGUACAAAAGGUUACAUGGCUCCUGAGUACUUGGAAAAUGGUUUGGUUUCCACAAAGCUAGAUGUCUAUGCAUUUGGAAUUCUCAUGUUGGAGAUGGUUACCGGAAAAGAGGUUGCUGCUUUAUACACAGAAGAAAAUUUGAACUUAUCAGACAUAUUGAAUGAUGUUCUUUCUAAGGAAGAUGGACAGCAGAGUCUGAAACAAUUUGUUGAUCCUUCUAUGGAAGAGAAUUUUCCUUCAGAAAUUUCACUUUUUAUGAUGGUCAGAAUGAUUGAUAGUUGCUUAAAUAAAAAUCCAGCUGAUCGUCCUGCCAUGGAUGAGAUUUCUCAGUCUCUUUCAAGAAUAUUGACUGAUUCACUGAGCUGGGAAUCAUCAAAUGCCUCAGGAUACCAGAGAUUCAGCAGGAACUUUUAACAGCAAGGUACCUGAUGUGAAUUUCUGUUUACUUAUUAAUGGAAGUUUUUCUGUUUUCUUUUUCUAGAGUUUUCUGUUUUAAAUGCUUUAUUUUGUUUCUCCUACUAGUUAGGUAAUGUCCAAUACUGUAUUGUAAUAGCUUUGUUGUAUCUUCGAAAUUUAGUGAUAGUUGAAAACUUCAGAGUAAA
This is a messenger RNA of Ricinus communis (castor bean), 2309 nucleotides long. Its product is annotated as lysM domain receptor-like kinase 4. Gene Ontology annotation, biological process: protein phosphorylation. Gene Ontology annotation, molecular function: ATP binding; protein kinase activity. The record is from RefSeq and is a predicted model, not a curated record. NCBI's taxonomy places the organism in Eukaryota, Viridiplantae, Streptophyta, Magnoliopsida, Malpighiales, Euphorbiaceae. The transcript has a single exon. The coding region runs from base 178 to 2121 and encodes 647 amino acids.